This is a messenger RNA of Saprolegnia parasitica CBS 223.65, 1240 nucleotides long. RefSeq lists its product as hypothetical. Gene Ontology annotation, cellular component: membrane. The annotation marks the transcript as partial. The transcript has a single exon. The record is from RefSeq and is a predicted model, not a curated record. Gene Ontology annotation, molecular function: acyltransferase activity, transferring groups other than amino-acyl groups. Lineage: Eukaryota; Oomycota; Saprolegniomycetes; Saprolegniales; Saprolegniaceae. Gene Ontology annotation, biological process: lipopolysaccharide biosynthetic process.
AUGGGCGACAGUAAUGUACUUCUCACCGACGAGCUCGAGCUCGAAGCGCCGCCGCUGACGCCCGCCGAGACCAGCGAGAUGCUUACCGACGCGGAGCCAAGAAAACAAUCAAAAAAGACAUCGACGUACCGACCCGACAUUGACGGUCUCCGCGCCGUCGCCGUCGUGCCCGUCGUCGUCUUCCACGCCUAUCCCUCUGCGUUUCCCGGUGGAUUCGUGGGCGUUGACGUCUUCUUUGUCAUCUCUGGCUUUCUCAUUUCGAGAAUCCUCUUCCACGAACAGUCCAGCGGCACAUUUUCGUACGCGCGCUUUUACACGCGGCGCGUCCGGCGGCUCUUUCCCGCGCUGCUGCUCGUGCUGGCAACGACCCUCGGCCUUGGCUGCUAUUUCUUUCUUACGCGCAAGCUCCAGGCGCUGGCCGCGACGCUGCUUGCAGGCUCACUUUUUGGCGCCAACUUGCAGAUCCUCGCACUCGAACGCGACUACUUUGAUCUGGACACCAAGACCAACCCGCUACUGCAUCUCUGGUCGCUCGGCGUCGAAGAGCAGUUUUACCUCUUCUGGCCCUUCGUCGCGGCGAUGGCCAUGAAGCUGCGCCUGAACCGCAGCAUCCUCCUUCAACUCACCAUCCUCGCCAUCAGCUUUACCCUCAAUCUCGCGCUUCUCGGGGUUGGCGGCAACAACAAAAUGUCAUUCUACCUCCCGUUCCCGCGGUUUUGGCAGAUGGCACUCGGGGGUCUUCUCGCCUACUACGCCCACCGGACGCCGUCCACGCAGCAGACCAACGACGAUGACGACGCUCCGAAGGACGACGAUAUUGAGGCUUUUGCCACGCCCGGGAGAUCCUGCUUGUGUUCGCUGCUCGGCGCGGCGCUCCUCGUGCUCGCCUAUGCCAGUAUCGACGAGAGCUGCGCGUUCCCAGGCUUUUGGGCGACGCUGCCGUCGACGGCCGCCCUCUUUCUCUUGGCUGCGGGUCCCGACGCCGUUGUCAACACCUAUGUGUUGAGUCAACCGAUCUUCGUGUACAUUGGCAAGAUCAGCUACUGCUGGUACCUCUGGCACUGGCCGCUCCUCGUCUUCGCCGCCGACGCCUACCCCCUCGACAACGCUCGCCCCGCCUACUUGACGCCAAUGGCGAUCGUCUGCUUCAGUGCGAUCGCCAGUGUCGCGACGCACGAGGGGCUUGAGAAAGGCCUUCGUCGCCGCAAAGCUGCUUGGAUCACGCCGCUGCUUGUUGUCG